Molecule: messenger RNA, 1112 nt
Organism: Rhodofomes roseus
Lineage: Eukaryota; Fungi; Basidiomycota; Agaricomycetes; Polyporales; Fomitopsidaceae
Product: dephospho-CoA kinase-domain-containing protein
Exons: 3
Coding region: 193-912 (239 amino acids)
Biological process (GO): coenzyme A biosynthetic process
Molecular function (GO): dephospho-CoA kinase activity; ATP binding
Source: RefSeq, a predicted model, not a curated record
GUAAGACUGUAUAGUGUUCCAGCCACUGGCACACGCUGCCGCGCGCGCCGGUGGCGGCGACGAAGACGCGUUGCGGACGCGCCGUCACGGUGUAUUGCGCGUGAACACACUGCCUGCCACCGCUAUGUCCCUUCACUGGGGGUGAACAGCCACCACUCAUAACCCGCAUCUGUCGUGCCUUUAAUCCUUCCAAUGCUAGUUGUGGGUCUGACGGGUGGGAUAGCCACCGGCAAGUCCACCGUGUCCACCCUCUUACGCGCACACAACAUCCCAAUCAUCGAUGCCGACGUCCUUGCGCGCCAGGUUGUCCUUCCAGGGACGCACGCGCUGCAGAAGAUAGUCAAACACUUUGGGCAAGACGUCCUCCAACGCGACGGUACCCUCGACCGUGCGAAGCUUGGCGCGAUCGUAUUCUCAGACGAACGUCAGCGCAAGGUGCUGAAUGGGAUCGUCCACCCCGCCGUACGCCGCGCGAUGCUCUGGGACGUCAUCCGGUGCUGGUGGCGUGGCGAACCGCUGUGCGUCCUGGACGUGCCACUGUUAAUUGAGGGUGGACUCUGGCGAUUCGUUGCAACCGUCGUAGUAGUCUAUUGCUCCCCAGAAAUCCAGUUGCAACGGCUCAUGGCGCGAGACAGCUCGAGCCGUGAAGCAGCCAUGGGUCGCCUGAACGCUCAGCUUCCCAUUGGAGAGAAGGUCGACUACGCUGACAUUGUCGUUGACAAUUCUGGCUCGCUGCAAGAUCUUCAAGGGCAAAUCGAAUCCUUAAUUGCCAAGUUGCGCCGGAGAGCUGGUUGGUCAUGGAGGAUAAGCUGGCUGUUCCCACCCUACGGCCUACUAUCCGCUCUAUCUGUGCUCGCGUGGAAGGCUAUCCGGGGGAAGAAGGCGACGCAAAAACGGACCAUACGCCCGUGAUGUUAUGGGUCACGCACUGAUCUCAUGUUCGUUGGCAGCUUCAUGAUGUGUAAAUUAUGUCGAGGUGCUACCAGCGCGUGCUGCAGUUGCAAGUUUCUCCGCAAAUUCUCUAGACAUUCGGCGCAUAUAGCUUACGUGCGCUUUGUACUGAGGUCCUGUUAUCAAUCUGAAUACACGAAUGGAUGUUUUGCUGCAUUGGA